AUCAUGCUCAUGAAUGCCGGCCUGUUACGCUUGCAGAUGUCGACAAAGUUAAGUCGAAAAAAUCAUCGAAGUUUGUCCUUCAGCAUGCGAAGCUUUGAAGAGCCUGUGAUCUUCUUAUUGUAUCUUCAUGUGCGGACGAUCCGUUAUCUAACAUGAUCCAAUGGAUUCUCGAUGAAGUAGAUGAUAUUUUGGUCGAUGUCUAUAUAUAAAGCAAACACUAUAACUCCCUAUAACUCCUUAUCAGGGAUCUGUAGUACUUACAUAAGAAGCAUUUCUGGACCGUAUUCUGUCCUAAGUUCCUAUUACACAGUGUAUCACUCUAAACUCUCUUCAAAUGCAAGCGGUACCAGCCAGCGCACUCAGCGCCCUUGCUGACCCUCCUGCUCGAAUGGUCGAUGGUGCAGCCAUGGAUUACUUGUUGAUCGAAGCUGUGAAUGCCCUUCGUGACUCAUCAGCAGUCGCUUCUGCUCGAGCAAAAAAAAUCGAGCGCGACAUGGUCGACGCUGGGCUGGUUCCACCACCACUAACGACAAAACAACAGAAUCCGAGAGACAGUGGUAGUAGCACAUCAGGUAAGAUAUCAGGGCCUGGGGAGGAGGAUGAGGGGGUGAGGUCCAGGCUGGAAACUAUCGGUAUGCACAUUGGGGGUAACUUUGUGGAGAGGCUUUGCCGUGACCGCCCACUGUUCAGCGACUCUCUAGACGUUAUUAAGUUUGUCUGCAAAGAUCUUUGGGUCUCUUGCUGGGAAAAACAAGUUGACAACUUGCGUACGAAUCACAGAGGUGUCUAUGUUCUUCAAGAUAACGCCUUUAAGCCAAUUGCUCGAAUUUCCUCAUGGGAGGGUCGACAAGAAGCCCUCAAACGAGCCAAGCUGUAUGUCGCACUUCCUGCUGGGAUUAUUCGAGGUGCAUUGUCUCGAAUCGGGUUUCAAGGGACGGUGGUUCCUGAAAUUACCACUCUACCUCAGUGCACCUUCCAGAUUAAGCUACCAAAAAACACAUAAAACUAUAGCACUAUCUCAGCCUCAAGUUACACGUCAAUUCACGGUAGCUCAAGUUGUGGAGUGGCUACUGAACGUUGAACUCGAAUCCCAUUGCUGAAA
Messenger RNA from Suillus bovinus, 1102 nucleotides. Its product is annotated as NO signaling/Golgi transport ligand-binding domain-containing protein. Gene Ontology annotation, biological process: endoplasmic reticulum to Golgi vesicle-mediated transport; regulation of GTPase activity. Bases 335 to 1003 code for a protein of 222 amino acids. The transcript has 5 exons. Lineage: Eukaryota; Fungi; Basidiomycota; Agaricomycetes; Boletales; Suillaceae. Gene Ontology annotation, cellular component: trans-Golgi network; TRAPP complex; cis-Golgi network. The record is from RefSeq and is a predicted model, not a curated record.